This is a messenger RNA of Saccoglossus kowalevskii, 2846 nucleotides long. Its product is annotated as tolloid-like protein 1. The record is from RefSeq and is a predicted model, not a curated record. Gene Ontology annotation, molecular function: serine-type endopeptidase activity; metalloendopeptidase activity; zinc ion binding. Gene Ontology annotation, biological process: proteolysis. Lineage: Eukaryota; Metazoa; Hemichordata; Enteropneusta; Harrimaniidae.
UUGAAAGCACCAUGCGCUCCCCGAUUUAUUCAAUAUAUACGUGCCUUUGCGUGGUUUUACAGCUCAACUUCGCGGCGAGUGUCAAUUUCAAAGUUGGCGAUCCAAGCGAGACUGAAUUAUCCGAGAGAAGACACCAAGAUGCAUGGGAUACAUUGCCAGAUGUGUUGCGAGAAACACAUUUGCCAAGUGAACGCUCGUAUGGUGGGGGCUCAAUAGUAAAUCAACCAGCCAUGGCGCAAAUUAUUGGAGAGAACAAGGUACUAAAUGACCUAGCGGAAGAUCUAAUGUUCGAAGGUGAUAUUUAUCUGAGCCCACUGAAACAGAACAAUGCAGUAACCUACGAGACGUGGCUGUGGCCAAACGGCAUUGUUCCUUACGAAAUCGAUUCUGCGUACGAUUCGGAUUCUGUGGCAAAUAUCGAAGAGGCAAUCAGCCAAUAUCAUCAACAUACCUGUAUACAGUUUGUGCAACGUACCACGCAAGAAGACUAUGUGUACAUCUACCCCGGAAAUGGUUGUUAUUCCAGUAUUGGCCGAGACGGUGGACGCCAGCCAUUGUCUCUAGGGUACGGAUGUACGCGUCACCCCGUGACUACAAUGCAUGAGUUGAUGCACGCUGUGGGUUUCUUCCACGAACAGAGUCGAACUGACAGAGAUGAUUAUGUGUACAUCUUAUGGCAGAAUAUCCAGGAAGAACACAAACACAAUUUUGAGAGGCACGAAGCCGAUUACAUCAAUGACCUUGGAGCAAGUUAUGAUUAUUUUUCCAUAAUGCACUAUUCUCAUACAUCGUUCACAAUCGACGGUCAGUCAACCAUCUUACCGACUCAGGACUCAGGAGUGUCACCAGAAGACCUGGGAUCAAGUUUAGUGUUCACAGUCACAGACUUGUACAAACUGAACCGUUUAUACAAUUGCGAAUGUGGCAUUGAACAUCGGCUCUCCGCUGGUUCGUCUAUUGAAAUAAUGUCCCCCAAUCACCCCGGCAACUAUGACGAUAACGCCGACUGUACAUGGACCGUCAUCAAUAGAGAUGGAGGAACCGUUCGACUUGAAUUUGUUAGCUUUGACACUGAGAUUCAGUAUGAUUAUGUGCAGUUCGGUAGCGGGAGCUAUCCCAAUACGGACGCCGAACGGCAUGAUGGGAACGCGCUUCCGAGCGUCUUCAACUCGCAAUCGGAAACUGCGUGGAUAACGUUCCGUUCCGACAGUUCAAACGUUAUGACUGGGUUUAAAUUGUCGGCUACUGCAAUUGGAGGCGGAGAAGACGAAUGUGGUGGUAGUUAUGAACUUGGCGAGGGUUCAAUGUUAGAGAUAUCGUCUCCAAAUUAUCCCAACAACUACGGCAAUAACUUAGACUGUUUCUGGAAAUUUACGCAUUUCAGUGGGGGAGAAAUUAAAUUCCGUUUCACCAACCUAGAUACGGAACCCAGGUAUGACUACGUGCAGUUCGGCGAUGGGAGUUCUCUCGAUCAAAACGCUGCCAAACACUCUGGCAUUACCACCCCAGCUGAUACUACGUUGUCUGGUGGCGAGGCAUGGGUCUUAUUCCAUUCUGAUGAAACAGCUACUAUGACAGGAUUUCAACUUCGGGUAGAAGGGCUUGGAGGAGAAUGCGGUGGAAACCAUGAAAUCGGCGAGGGGAGCUUUCAGUUGAUAUCUUCGCCAAACUACCCUGGUGACUACGGCAACGAUUUAGACUGCAUCUGGAUAUUUACGCAAGUUGAUGGAGGAAAUACCGAACUUCAUUUCACCAGUCUGGAUACUGAGCCAAACUAUGAUUACGUAGAGUUCGGGGCCGGCAGCUCCCCCGAUAAAAACGGUGCCAGACACUCUGGGAACAUUAUUCCGUCUGAUGUCACGUUUUCCAGUGGCAUGGUGUGGGUGUUGUUCCAUUCUGACCAAUCCUCUACCAGACCUGGAUUCGAACUGAGAGUAUCGGGGCUUGGAAAUGGCGGUGAGGAAGUCGUCGAAGAUUGUGGUGGACAUAACGAGUUAGCCGAAGGCGUUCUACUAGAAAUCACUUCACCAAACUAUCCAAAUACGUACGGAGACAACUUGGACUGCGUAUGGACAUUUUCUCAUAUAAACGGCGGAAGUAUUGAAUUCAAAUUUAUUGAUUUCGAAACGGAAGUAGUACAUGACUUCGUACAGUUUGGUAGUGGUGACGUCGUUGAUCCAUCCUCGACAAAACACCAGGGCAGUGUUAUUCCAUCUGAUUACACUUCUUCGGGCAGUGCUGCUUGGCUUUCGUUGCACACGGAUGCAUCGGUCAAUAUGCAAGGAUUUAGGGUUCGGGUAAUGGCAGUAGACGGUGGAGAUGACAAUGAUGAUGAUGACGUGGGGACACAAUGUGGUGGCAACUUUGAAGUCUAUGAAGGUGAGGUAUGGCACAUUGAGACACCUUAUUAUCCGACCAACUACGUAGAUAACCUGGACUGUACGUGGAUGUUCACUGGCAUGAUGGGAACUGAACUGGAGGUCAGAUUCCGCUCAUUCGACACCGAGGCGGUGCAUGACUAUUUACAGCUUGGUAACGGAAACACGGUGGAUGAACAUGCUGCCAGAUACUCAGGCAACACGUUACCGGAUAAGUUUGUGUCACAGGGUACAAGGAUGUGGAUGACGUUUCAUUCUGACGGCAGUGUCAAUGACAAAGGCUUCAGAGCAACUUAUGCCCUUUCAAUAGUACAGGCCACUCUUGAACUUGCGUUGUUUGUUAUCGCUACAUUUUACUCCAGUGUGUGUCUCCCAUAUCACACGUCCUCCCUGCACUACAGAUUUGAAUUUGCAAGACACGUCUGCACUACAAACAGAUUUCAAUCACAACAGAGACGAUUGUUAUAA